This is a messenger RNA of Rhodofomes roseus, 620 nucleotides long. RefSeq lists its product as uncharacterized. The transcript is spliced from 4 exons. NCBI's taxonomy places the organism in Eukaryota, Fungi, Basidiomycota, Agaricomycetes, Polyporales, Fomitopsidaceae. The record is from RefSeq and is a predicted model, not a curated record. The annotation marks the transcript as partial.
GUAGGAGGCGCUGGGGAUGAGGAAUAAAAGGGCCCCUUCGCUGCUCUGUUUUCCCAGCUCACUUCUCUUUCUCGGGCUCUACUACACAAGCGGGUACUGGCUGCCUUGCUUAUUUCAUUUCACGACUCUUCAACCUCAUUUUUUACGCUCCGCGCCGUCCAUCACUGCAGAUAAUAACCUUACAUCAUGCGCUUCGGAACAGCCAUCUCUUUGCUUUGCGCUGUUGCGUCGGUGACGCCGCUCGCGUUCGCCGCGCCAGUCGCUUCCGACUCGACUGACAGCUUCGAGGCUCGUGGCUUCGACGUUGAGGUCGCUGACCUCGUCGCUCGCUCCGACUUCGACGAGGCGACGAGCCUUCUCGCCCGGGCGGUCGCGGACGUGCUCAGUGCGCGGACCGACCCGCCCCCCUACGACAGGCACGACCCGAUCCACGGCGCGAAGCCCAAGUACUCGAAGAUUGACCCCAACCCCCCGCCCAAGUACAGCAAGAAGGAUCCGCUCAAGAGCCCAAGCCGGGCCCUUCGCGCCCGCGCGAGCUGGUCGACACCUGGUGGUGAGCGGUCCGAUGGAGGGAUGGUCAAAGACUGUAUGGUGCCCAUUGUAUCCUUGACGUGGACUCC